Molecule: messenger RNA, 5240 nt
Organism: Drosophila nasuta
Lineage: Eukaryota; Metazoa; Arthropoda; Insecta; Diptera; Drosophilidae
Gene: lgs
Product: BCL9 domain-containing protein legless
Exons: 7
Coding region: 167-4807 (1546 amino acids)
Source: RefSeq, a predicted model, not a curated record
AAGUGGCUGCGCGAUUUGUAUUUACUGUAUCGACAUUAAAAAACUUUUAAAGCAAAUAUAUCAUUAACGAGACGCCGCCGCAUUAGGAGAAUGGAAGCCUAUCGAUAUUGUGAUUGAAAUAUGUAGGAAGCGAACAGUCAAACCGUUCCAUGUAGGUUACUUUAGAAUGCUGACCACAACGACAGUAGGCGUUAGCCAAUCAACAAAAUGCGCUACUGAUACAGAGCAUGCAACAACAAUAACAACUACAGCGGGAACAACUUCAAACUCAACUGAGGCCAUUGAAGACUUAAAAUCGCUUAAGGUACAGAUAAAAACUGAAGUACUUUCAAUUCUAUCUCCAGAUACCACAAGCAAUCAAUUGCGAACUAUGGCAGAUGAGAUAGGAGGAGCUAUUAAAAACCAUAACUCAAAAACCUUGAAUACAAACAACAAUAACAACAUCAACAGUACUACUACCUCUGCAUCUUCUAAUCCUGCAGAGGCUGCAGCCGGAGGAAGUGCUGCGACAGGAGGAACAGUAGCUUCUCGGCACAGCUCAGCAAAUAGUAGUAGUGUAAAUUCAUCGCCUAAGGCAUUGUCUCUCAACAACUGUGACCAUUCAAACACAAACACAAAUAGCAAUAGCAGCAAUAUUUCAUCCUGCCUAACCCAAAUUGUGGAUACCGACUCUCACCAAGAUGAACUGCUUAUAAAGAAGACCACAAACAUCGUUAAGGAAGAAAACGGCGCAAAGUUAACGACGACUUCGGCUCAGCAAAUGUCGACAAUGGAAAAAGUCAGUCUAAACUCAAGUGGUGCUGGUGGUACCACAAAUAGCUCCGGAUCUAACAACGGCAGCAGCGGAAACCAAAUUGUAUCUGUAACUACUGUGAAAGAAGAACCUUCCGAUAUUAUUGGCAGCUUGGUCCAUAUGAAAAAAGAAGAACAAUUCUCACCAAAUAUGUCACCUGUGGGAUUUGGAUCGAUUGCUCCAUCUGCCAACGCCGCAAUAGAUCAAUCUGAAACAUCAGUUAAAAUCGAACUACCUGCAAAUAAUGGAGAGAAACAUGUAUCAGCUUCAGCUUUGGGCCUGAACAGCGAUGAUAUUGUUGCUUGCAAUCCAACGCUGGUAGAUGCCGAGAGACUAAGUGAAACUUCGGCCACACAUCCAAAUUCUUCAGGAGCUGCAGGAUCUGGAUCGGGGCCCUUACCGUUGCCACCUGGACCUGGUCAAGGGGCACUCAGCCUGACUAAUUUUCUGACGAACAAUAAUAAUGUGGGCGGCACUUGCUUGGAUUAUAUGCAGCAACAGAAUCACAUCUUUGUCUUCUCUACGCAGUUGGCUAAUAAAGGCGCCGAGGCGGUGCUGAGCGGACAAUAUCAGACAAUCAUUGCAUACCAUUGCACUCAGCCAGCGACAAAAACAUUUCUGGAGGAUUUCUUUAUCAAGAAUCCAAUGAAAAUGAAUAAGUUACAGCGUCAAAAUUCGCUUAGUGGAUUGGGUAUAUUCAAUAUGCCUGGUGUUCAAAACUCCUGGGCUCAAAAUUCAUCAGGUUCUGCCAACAUGAAUUCAAAUGCGAAUGCAAACGCGAGUCUUGCAAAAAUACUGCAACCACCGUCACAGAAAUUGGGCGGGCUCAAAAAUCUCUUUAAUAGCCCGACUGAUAAUACAAAUAAAGGCAAUAAUAAUUUUGCUGCUGAUCCAACGUCAGGCGAUGCGUUGGUGAAUGAGAGUGAAAUCAUGUGCUGGGAUACAGACAACCGAAAUAAUUUGGAUGGAUCAUCACAACCUAGUGAGUCGCAAAGCUUAAAACUGAUGGAAGGCAUUGAAGGCGUAGGUACUGUUGGCAGUGGAUUAGGGAAAUGCAGCAACAAUGAACUGAGUCUGAGCGUUGACAACAAUAUUAUAUCGCUGCAGGGUGUCAAGGUGCCGGAUGAGAAUCUAACACCACAGCAACGACAACAUCGCGAGGAGCAAUUGGCCAAAAUAAAAAAGAUGAAUCAAUUUUUGUUCCCAGAAAAUGAUAAAAUCCAGAAUGACUCGGCCAUGGCAAAUUUAAUGAUGAAUAUGCAACAUGGCAAUCCAUCGCAACAGAUAAGACAACAGAUGCACCAGAAAUCUGAGCACAUUCAGUUAGGAACGGAGGAUGUAUUGAUGCCAAUGACAAUGCCACUGCCAGCCGAUGUUAUAGGAGAUAUCGGUACGGUUGUUACGUGUUCCCAAAAAAAUAAUCUUUCGUGUGGAGGAGUGGCUUCAUCGAGUCCAGUAGCAACACCAGGCGGAGCAGGAGUGAAUAGUCUGACUCAAAAUACCAAUAUGUUGACAACAAACUCGCCUGAUAUGGUAGGAUCCUUCGGAAACUCUAACUGCCACAAUAUUAUGAACGUUGGUAGUGUUGGACUUGGUGUCACUGUCGGAGACAAGGUCGAUGGUCUGACGUUACCACAAGCUGGCAACCAAAUGACUCAAUUAGAAUGGAACAAAAUGCAGCAGCAUUUUUUUGAGGAUCGCUUGAAAGUCGGCAAAGCGACUGCGUCUCGUCCAUCCGGCCUAGGACCAGUUCCAGGGGCAGGCACAGUCAAUGUGCAGCAACCGCCUAGCAGUGGAUCUUCCACUGCUUCAAUAAGUAACUCGUCAAAUCAAUCAAUACGCAAUAAUAUUGUUCAAGGACCUCCACCUCCAUACCAUCCAACGCAGAGAUCGGCUUCGGUGCCGAUUGCAACGCAAUCGCCAAAUCCAUCGAGUCCCAACAAUCUCUCGCUGCCUUCGCCUCGCACAUCUGGAGGAACAUUGGGAUUGCCCACAAAUUCACCGAUCAUGGAUUUGCCAGCACUAAAUUCGUCAUCGACUGGAACCGUAUCAUCCUCUGCCGCCUCUGCACCGAAAAGCUGCUUUCAAUCUGGUGGCGAAUCGCCAUCGUCGAGCCGUAAUCGUGGUGCCAUUAAUCAUCUCAAUAGUAAUCCGACCACACCGCUAUCCCACAUUUCUCCCAAGGAACUUGAAUCAUUCAAUCCCACUACAAAUUCAGUGGAUUCAAAAACGACACGGCCAAGUCCACAACGAACACGAUCUCCUUCCAAUGCAGUAACAAAUGUCAACUCUGGUGGAAACCACCAGGUAGAGCAAACUAAUAUGGAUGUGCGGUUUCCUUCAUCGAGUCCAGGUCUCAAUUUCAAUGCUCAGCUCGGACAGCAUUUGCAGGGGAGUCCAAGCAACGUAAUGAAUGCUUUUAAAGGACCUAAUAACCCACUUGAAAUCAAUCGCCAGAAUUGUGGACCACCUAUGCCGCAGUUUAGUCGACGUUCUGAUAAUAUGCCACUGAAUCCAAACAGCGCUAGUAAUCGAUCAGCUCCAAAUGCAAAGAUAUCGCAGAGCUUUGAUCCAAUUUCGUCAUUGGCACAAAUGUCACAGCAGCUGACCAGUUGUGUGCCUGGUGGUGUGGGUGGUAGUCCUGCCGGCGGGAUAAAUAUGCUUGGUACGCCUGACGUCAAUAUGGAGCAUAGUGGCAUGAUGUCUGCUGUUGCCCUAAUAGAUGCCACCGAAAUGGAUCAUAUGAAUCACAAUACAAAUAGCAAUACAUGCCAUUCAGCGAAUACAGUGCUCAAUCCAGUGAUGGGUCAACGCAUGUUGAAUCCAAAGAUGUGUGGCUUCAAUACGAAUGCUGGGCCUGGCCCUGUUUCCAAUAAUAGUAGCGGAUCGCUGACCAUGGCUGGACCAGGAUUUCAUGGCAUAUUGCCAGCUGGCGCAACUCGUAUGAUGGGUCGCAUGCCACAUGUCAACUUUGGACCCAAUUUUAAUGCAAAUAUUCAGGUGAAGGCUAGUACACCCAACACUAUACAAUAUAUGCCAGUGCGUCCACAUAAUAACAAUAAUAACAAUAGUGGAAAUGGGAAUGGAAGUGGAAGUAAUGUCCGUGUGCCCCCAAGCUUGGAGUUUCUCCAACGCUAUGCAAACCCUCAAAUGGCAGGCGGUCCACCAAUUGGUCAUGGUAUUGGCAAUGAUGUGGGACCAAUAAUGAUUGGACCAGGUUCCGGAUCAAUGAAUGUAAGCUCGUCCAAUGAACAACAGCAGCAAAUACAUCAACAACAACAGCAACAACAGGGCAAUAACAAAAUACUUAACAGUCCCAAUAAUAGCAACGGAAUUGGUAUGAAUUUUUUUCAAAAUUGUAAUCAACUGCCUGGCCUUGAUGACGAAGUAGGGGCUGCUGUGGUAAGUGGUGGGCAAACAUCAAUGAUACGUGGCAUGCGGCCACAAGGAGGUAUGCGACAACACACACAUGGGAUGAUGGCACGAAUGCAAGCUCCUAGCAGUCGACAGCAAGUUCAGUUUGCAGGCAUCAAUCCAGAUGGAUUGGAGUGUAACAACGAUCCGGCAGCAGUAUUGUUUAAUAAUAGUUCAAAUGCGGCUGCAUUAUUUGCGGCAAAUCAACAUCAACAGCAGCAAGGCCAAUGUAAGCAAUUACCUUCACAUCAAAAGCCAGUAAUGCCCUCGGGAUUGUGUGCUAACGUUGGCAUGCAAGGCGGCCCGCCAGCGGGACAGGGACAAAAUCACUCCCAUCCGGUAAUGGGUGCACCUAACAGCGGCAACCUGAUGUCAACUGCAGCAGGCAACGGUGUUGGUGGUGUCAAUUUUGUUGGUCCCUCGUCGAAUGAUUUGAAGUAUGCACAACAAUAUCAUAGCUUUCAACAACAACUUUAUGCAACGAACACUAGGAGCCAGCAACAAAUUGGAGGCGUUGGAGGUGGCAAUAUGAUUACUAUGCCACCAAAUUUAUCACCAAACCCCACUUUUUUUUGUCAGCAAAUAAAUAAAAUUAAUUAGAAUUUCUACUUUAAGCAAUUGUGCAUUCAGAGUCAUUCUCCCAAAAUAGUAAUUUUGUCAAUCAAAUUAUAAAAAUUUGAGCAGCGUAGUUUGUCAAUAACAGUCAGCACAUUACAAAUAAACAUCAGAUUGACAGAUGGUGAAAUCUAUCUGACAGUAUACUGAAUUUAUAUGGUAAAUAAAGUUAAAAAAUAUGUGAAUGUAUGGAUAGAAAAUACGGAGCGUACCGUUGCAGCUUCGCAAUAUGUCGUAUUUGUUGUAAAGCACUCUGUAUUAAAUGCAAAUAAGCAAAAAAUGUAGCUAACAUAAUACUUAACGUAUAUCUCAUACACAUACUUAUAAAUAUACGUAUUAUUAUGAAUGUUGAGAUAAUUAAGUAAAAGUAUAAUAUUUCUUCCAUUAAAUACGAAAUGAAUUACUCUAAAAAAACUGU